This is a messenger RNA of Felis catus (domestic cat), 4807 nucleotides long. RefSeq names its product exocyst complex component 8 (gene EXOC8). Gene Ontology annotation, biological process: intracellular protein localization; Golgi to plasma membrane transport; exocytosis. Bases 149 to 2329 code for a protein of 726 amino acids. The record is from RefSeq and is a predicted model, not a curated record. NCBI's taxonomy places the organism in Eukaryota, Metazoa, Chordata, Mammalia, Carnivora, Felidae. The transcript has a single exon. Gene Ontology annotation, cellular component: exocyst.
CUGAAACUCAGACCCGGGCGCAGGCGUACUCGUCUCCCUUCCGUCCUGCUUCCUCAGCCCUGGAGCUCCGCGGGACUUGGGUGGGUCUCGACCGCGGCAGCACCCGCGGAGGCGGUAGUGACAGCGACUGCGUGAGACUCGGAGGGAAAUGGCGAUGGCGAUGUCGGACAGUGGGGCGAGCCGUCUGCGGCGGCAGCUGGAAUCGGGGGGUUUUGAGGCCCGGCUGUACGUGAAGCAGCUCUCGCAGCAGUCGGACGGGGACCGGGACCUGCAGGAGCACCGGCAGCGCAUCCAGGCGCUGGCGGAGGAGACGGCGCAGAACCUGAAGCGCAACGUCUACCAGAACUACCGGCAGUUCAUAGAGACUGCCCGCGAGAUCUCCUACCUGGAGAGCGAGAUGUAUCAGCUCAGCCAUCUGCUGACGGAGCAGAAGAGCAGCCUGGAGAGCAUCCCGCUUACCCUGCUCCCGGCUGCCGCCGCCGCCGCCGGGGCCGCCGCGGCCUCUGGAGGAGAGGAAGGAGGAGGUGGCGCGGGGGGCCGAGACCACCUGCGGGGCCAGGCUGGCUUUUUUCCCACACCCGGGGGCGCCUCCCGCGACGGUGCGGGUCCGGGCGAGGAAGGGAAGCAGCGCACUCUUACCACUCUGCUUGAGAAGGUGGAAGGUUGCAGGCACCUGCUGGAGACGCCGGGGCAGUACCUGGUGUACAACGGGGAUUUGGUGGAAUACGAGGCGGACCACAUGGCCCAACUGCAGCGGGUGCACGGCUUUCUCAUGAACGACUGUUUGCUGGUGGCCACCUGGCUGCCUCAGAGGCGUGGGAUGUAUCGCUACAACGCCCUCUAUCCCCUGGAUGGUUUGGCCGUGGUCAAUGUCAAGGACAACCCGCCCAUGAAAGACAUGUUCAAGCUGCUGAUGUUUCCCGAGAGCCGUAUUUUUCAGGCGGAAAAUGCUAAAAUCAAACGAGAGUGGCUGGAAGUGCUGGAGGAAACCAAGAGGGCCCUCAGUGAAAAAAGACGCAGGGAACAGGAGGAGGCAGCGGCCCCACGAGGACCACCGCAGGUGCCUUCCAAGGCCAGUAACCCAUUUGAGGACGAAGAAGACGACGAACCAACUGUUCCUGAGGUAGAAGAAGAGAAGGUGGACCUCUCAAUGGAGUGGAUCCAGGAGUUGCCUGAAGACCUGGAUGUCUGUAUCGCCCAGAGGGACUUUGAAGGGGCCGUUGACCUGCUGGACAAAUUGAACCAUUACCUGGAAGAUAAGCCCAGCCCACCGCCUGUUAAAGAACUAAGGGCCAAAGUGGAUGAGCGCGUCCGACAGCUCACGGAAGUGCUAGUUUUUGAACUCUCCCCAGAUCGUUCCCUGAGAGGUGGUCCCAAGGCUACUCGAAGGGCAGUUUCUCAACUAAUCCGGCUUGGCCAGUGCACAAAGGCUUGUGAGCUGUUUUUGAGAAACAGGGCAGCAGCUGUGCAUACCGCAAUCCGCCAGCUUCGCAUCGAGGGUGCCACUUUACUCUACAUCCAUAAGCUAUGCCACGUCUUCUUUACGAGCCUCCUUGAGACUGCAAGGGAAUUCGAGACGGAUUUUGCAGGCACUGACAGUGGCUGCUACUCUGCCUUUGUGGUCUGGGCGAGAUCAGCCAUGGGCAUGUUCGUGGAUGCUUUUAGCAAGCAGGUGUUUGACAGUAAGGAGAGCCUCUCUACAGCGGCUGAGUGUGUCAAAGUGGCCAAGGAGCACUGUCAGCAACUGGGUGACAUCGGACUGGACCUCACCUUCAUCAUCCAUGCCCUUCUGGUGAAAGACAUCCAAGGGGCCUUGCACAGUUACAAAGAAAUUAUCAUCGAAGCCACUAAACAUCGCAACUCUGAGGAGAUGUGGAGGAGGAUGAACUUGAUGACUCCAGAGGCCCUGGGCAAGCUCAAAGAGGAGAUGAAGAGUUGUGGGGUGAGGAACUUUGAGCAGUACACCGGGGACGACUGCUGGGUGAACCUGAGCUACACGGUGGUUGCUUUUACCAAACAGACCAUGGGCUUUUUGGAAGAGGCACUGAAGCUGUAUUUCCCCGAGCUGCACAUGGUACUUUUGGAGAGCCUGGUGGAGAUCAUUUUGGUCGCUGUGCAGCAUGUGGAUUAUAGCCUUCGGUGUGAGCAGGAUCCAGAGAAAAAGGCCUUUAUCAGACAGAAUGCAUCCUUUCUAUAUGAGACCGUCCUCCCCGUGGUGGAGAAAAGGUUUGAGGAAGGUGUGGGGAAACCUGCCAAGCAACUCCAGGACCUGAGGAACGCAUCUAGACUUAUUCGUGUGAACCCCGAAAGUACAACAUCAGUGGUCUGAUGCUCGCGUCGUGGGUAUAUGUAUACGUAUAUGUUGCUCAUAUAUUAUUUAUAUUUAUAUAUUAAGUUGCAUUAGCAUAUUCUUUAUAGUCUCAAACACAGCUUAAAAAUAAAAGAUGCCCUCUCAAACAGAAAUGCAGAAUCAAAAGGAAAAAGAAAAGAAAGUUCCAAUUAAGCCCCAAUGACAAAACAUUGGAAUUGUUAAAAUACAUGCUUUCCUUUUAAGUUAUGCUAAGAAUAUGUUGUCAUACUGCAGCAUUUCAGUGUAUCCUUUGAGUCAAAACACACUUCCUUACAGUAUAUUUUAUGCAGCACAGAGAAAUCAUAUCUAAAAUACGUAGGGUUUAAGUAUGUUGUGAAGUUUCCCCGUUGACUAAAAUGUUAGGUUUCUUAAAGAGUACAGUUCCAUACAAAACACCCUGGUUCAUAUACUUCCCCACCUUAAAAUGUGAGUGAACAACUUUGGGAAAAGAAAGGAAUUGAGAAGAUUGGUUUUAGGGUACAUUUUGGUCAAAAGAAUUCCUUCUUAAAAGUGGCUAGGUUGUGGACUCCAGUACUUGGAACCUUCUAGAAUACGAGGGGGAGCUUUCAUAAAAACAGUUCAGCAAACAUUUCCAAUGUCAUUUGAAUGGCUGAUUAUUUUGAGCUGCUAAUUAGCAGCUUUAUGAUACUUGAUUUGGGAGCAUUUACUUGAAUCUUAAGGACUAUGGUAAAAAACAUUUUCAACAUGUUCCUGAACUGUGUGAAUUUCCAGCUGGAGCUUUUGUCUUUAUCAUAUUAAAAAAAUAAAAAUGAUUAAAGGAGCAGGGCAGACUGAGGAACCUGGCAACCGCCAGUGAUUUUUAGCUGCCUCCUCCGAUUUUUUCCGUGUAAAUUAUAUAGUGGCUCAGACUUCAUGCAGAUGGGAGAAAAGUAUACAUGGAAAUAUUUAUGUAGAUUUCAGGUCUGGGUGGAUGGGAAAAGAGAGAAAAUCAUAUGCACACCCUAUAGUGUUCUCAAGUAUGACUGCUUUGAGCAGAGAUCUGCUUUUGGGUUUUUUGUAACAAAGUAGAGAACAAAAAAGUGAGACAGUGUGCCCAAAGCAAAGGGAGGAAACGAACUUUUGGUGACUCCUACUGCAUGUUUCAUGUUUUAUAUUUUCCUUUAUUCUUAAAAGUGAAUAUAAUGCUUACUUCAGAUUGUUUAGUGAAACAAAAAUAGCUCAAGAUAUUUGAGCUUCCCAAGGUUUCUGAACUACUGUUUCUACUGUACCUUGAGCAUAUCUCUCAUCUGUGGAGAGAAAUUGUGCUCAGGUUCAUUUUGCCACUAGCUUUCAGUUGUGAUUCUUGUCCAAAAGUCCCAUUUCUGAUGCCACGGACUUCAAAAGGUCAUAUCUUUUUCCUGAAUUAAAAUAGUGAUAUUAAGACUGGAAAUUAGGUAAAACUUAAAAUUGCUUUCAAGAGUGGCUUAGGGUUGCGAAGCUCCUUGACGUCAUUACUCAUUGGCAGAGGAGCCCUUUUAUUUAUUUUUAGCGAUGCCUUUUAAGGGUGGAAAAUUAUCAGAGUUACAGAUUUUCUUUGAUUAAUUUUUCACAUACAGUUAGGAUUUUCUAGACAACAAAAAAACAACUAUAAAUUGUCUUUUUUAAGAUCACUGGAAACAUGAAUUUGAUAAAAACUUUUACGAUUACUUUGUGCAACUUACGGUUUCUAAAAUUAUAUUGUGUGAAACACAUAGCGUGUAAAUAUUUAAUGUUGGGUCCAGGAAAUGAUACUUUGGAAGUCAAAACUUAAGGCAUGAAGUUGUAAAAACUUAAAUGUAUAUACUCAGAUAAUUCAAAUGGUUGCGUCUUCAUAGAACCGUUUGCUUUUUAAAAUUGGAAGUACAGAAUUUUCUUCUGGUAAAAUCUGUGUGUUCCUUGAUCAGAGUUAUAGUUGUUGGUGAUUCAAUUACCGUGGGAAGUUGAUCAAAGACCACCACCAGUGUUACAGUGUACCUUUGUGCCAAGACAGAGCCAUUACAUUGCAUUCCCCAAAGUGGAAUCAGAGCUCUUCUCUAAUUCUUGUUUCCUUAGAUUCCCAAGUGCUAAAAUUGGAAUGAAAUUGUCCAAAAAUAUAUCGUACAUACUGUAAUAUACCACCGAAGAGUUGAUUGCCUUUGCUUGUUUGCCUCAAACAGAACACUGUCGCUCGAGCUUGGAAUCACAGACUUGAUUGAAUUCAUUACUGUUGCAAAAAAGACACCCUGUGGUAUUAAGUCUCUCUUUGAUUAAAGCCUCAUUUAAUUUAAAGUGCUGAACACUCACUUUUCUUUAAAAUACUACCUAUAGUUAAAUUAUCGGCACUUGUAUUUUGCAACUUGCUUACCUGGGAUUGGGAAUUUGGGGCUUGACAUGUAGGAUAAAAUCAGUACAUGUACAUCUUGCUUAUUGAUAUGCUGUGAUACGAGGGAAUCUGAAAUGUUUUAUCAAAAUAAAGCUUAAAAUUUUUCUUACGCUGGA